Messenger RNA from Plasmodium knowlesi strain H, 1509 nucleotides. RefSeq names its product conserved Plasmodium protein, unknown function. The coding region runs from base 1 to 1509 and encodes 502 amino acids. The transcript is spliced from 4 exons. NCBI's taxonomy places the organism in Eukaryota, Apicomplexa, Aconoidasida, Haemosporida, Plasmodiidae. The record is from RefSeq and is a predicted model, not a curated record.
AUGGAUGCUUCAAGGAAGAAGAAUAAGAACUCACUGGAGUCCUUGUCCAAAGAGGACAUCGAAACACUCAUCAGGAAAUGCUACCGGGAUAAGUUGGUAUACGGAUUUGUCAAAUGGAAGGAAUUUGACAGAAAGGACUUCAAGCAACGGCACUCUGUAAACACGUUUAAGAAUAUCUGGAGAAUGAUAAAAAGGAGAUUUGAGUGCUAUAAAAAGGAGUACCAUGUGGUGAUGCAAGACGCGGCGAGAGAAGCGAAAGACAUCAUCGCGGAGAACAAGGAGAGGAAGAAAAACGCACACAUAAAUUCAUUAGGCCCUCUGAGCUCCAAGGUAUCCCUCUCAAACAUAUCCCUAUUGAGGAAUUUCACGCGCGUGAAUAGCCUCAUGUUCAAAGCCUGUAGCAACUAUUACAGCCCGUUGAAUAGCUCGAAGCAGGGGAGUCCACAAAAUUUCAUUUUUCCAACUAAAAAAAAAACAUCAAAAGAUAACGAAAAAGAACCCUCCAAAGGGGUAAUAGACUAUAUAAAAAGAAACAUUAAAGAUAUCCAAAGACGAAGUGAAUUUCUGGAUCUCUAUUUUCUAGUCAUUUCAUUAAUCCAUCAAAAUAAAAAAUAUGCCUUGCUAAAAAAAAUGGAUGAGUUGUAUUAUCAAAAUAGGGUAAUCAAAUGCUGCAAUAAUUCAAACCAAACACAUAAUAAUAAAAUCCUAAUUUUUGUAAAACGCAUUUUAGAAAUCAGUCUAGAAUCUUCUAGUAGCUUAAAAAGCAUGUGCACAAAAAGUCUGGAGAAAAAAUUCGGCAGCAGUAAAUAUAUCGAUAGCAAAAAUUGCAUCACCGUCGAAAUUGAUGAGGUGACCUACCCAUUCAGUAAGAAUUUUAUCAACUACAAAACAUUCUACAAUUUGUGUAAAAGGAAUUUGCACCUCAGUUGCAAUAAAAUUAUUUGCUUCUUUAUUCCCCUGCCGAAGAAACCAAACCACUUAGUACUUAAAAAUGGACUUUUCCACUAUUUUGAUACCCCUAUAUCAACCCACAACAAAUUAGAUGAAGAUGUAUACAACUACGUCUACAUCAUGCAAAAAUAUUUUCUCUCCUUUAAGUUCUGGCAAUUUUACCUAACCUAUCAAGGCAUAGACAAAAUGAAAAAACUUUUUAAUAGAGAAGUGGACGAAUUGAAUUCCUUUUUCGAUCUGAAUUAUACGAAGAAGGACACAUUAAUGUGGCGAAAAAAGCAAUUUACAAAAUUUACAAAAAAUGUCCACACCAUUUUGCUCCUUUUCGAUCACAACAUUCAACAUUUAAUUUCCUUAUCUCUCUACGUCAUAAAACUGUAUUUGAAAAUGCGAAAAAAAAGAAACCUCACCUAUAUCAGGAUUGUCAAAAUGUUGAAUUUGUGCCUCCACCCGGUUGGGAAAAAGAGAAUCAUGCACACUUAUUGUUCUCACCUUCGAUUCAUUCACAGCGUUCUUCUCAAACUGGGCUCCCGCUUAUCGCGGCGGCCUUCUCGGUGA